UUGCGCGACACCAAUGUUGUAGAUUAACUUGUUAUUAAGGACUAAAAGAUUCUUAAGAGAGGAAAGCGCAACUGUAGAGUACAAAAAGUUGGAAGAAUGACGGCAUUACCACAAUUGGACGACGAUAAAUUGAAGUUGGUGCAGGACUUGGAAAUAGAAAUGAUGUCGGAUAUGUAUAACCGCAUGACAUCCGCAUGCCACAGGAAGUGCAUAGCACCAAAAUAUACUGAGGCUGAACUAGGCAAAGGAGAAUCAAUAUGUCUAGAUCGUUGUAUCGCUAAAUACUUAGAUAUUCACGAACGUAUCGGUAAGAAACUCACACAGAUUUCGAUGCAAGAAGCAAAAAUUGCAGAGCAACCGAAAACGAGUUAAAUCUGUUACCAUUAGUUGCAUUUGAUAAGAUCACGACUUAUCCGUUACAAAAUGUCUUCAAUUUCUCUUCAGUUACGACACAGUUUACCAAGGCCUUGUAACCUGAAUUAAAAUUACUGACAAACCGUAGUAUCAUUCUGUAUUAAAAUUUGUGAAUAAACUGAAUGUUAUGACAUGAUA
Molecule: messenger RNA, 552 nt
Organism: Temnothorax curvispinosus
Lineage: Eukaryota; Metazoa; Arthropoda; Insecta; Hymenoptera; Formicidae
Gene: Tim10
Product: mitochondrial import inner membrane translocase subunit Tim10
Exons: 1
Coding region: 97-372 (91 amino acids)
Biological process (GO): protein insertion into mitochondrial inner membrane
Cellular component (GO): mitochondrial inner membrane
Source: RefSeq, a predicted model, not a curated record